Molecule: messenger RNA, 390 nt
Organism: Penicillium samsonianum
Lineage: Eukaryota; Fungi; Ascomycota; Eurotiomycetes; Eurotiales; Aspergillaceae
Exons: 3
Coding region: 1-390 (129 amino acids)
Source: RefSeq, a predicted model, not a curated record
AUGAGUUUUGUGGAAGGUCAGAGUCUCGAUAAAACUUGGGAAUCUUAUGACGAGGAUACAAAAGCCCAUGUCGCCAACCAGCUCAAGGAAUAUCUCCGCGAACUUCAGCAAUUCAGCAACGGGAACUACAUAGGCUCGGUUGAUUCCGACCCCGUUACCGAUCCGAUCUUAGAGAGUUAUCACGUCAACGGACCGUUUGACUCUGAAGAAGCCUAUCAAUCCAAGGCGCCAAAACGUCAAAUCAAGAAUUUCUUAUCUGACCUACGUCUCCAGAAUAUCAUGACCAACGACGGAUCUGUCAACGGGGUUCUGGAUUGGGAGUUUAGUCGCUGGUAUCCCGAAUACUGGGAAUUUUCAAAAGCUCUCUAUGUCUGGAAGGUGGCAGAAUGA